ACACCGUGUAAAAGUUUGAUUGCUAACUGUUAACUUCACUAAAAACAUUAAAACAUGCAUACCAAACUAAUAUUUAACUAAUUAUAAUUUAUCUAUUAUUGAUUAACAUGUAAUAUGAAGACAACACUUAAAAACUACUACAAGAAGAGCUGUGUUAGAAGAUCUGUGCUGUACAGGGUCAAAGUUUUAUUCACUGUACCUUUAUAAUCAUAGCUCUGUGUAGCUCCAUGCCAGGUUAUAAAACCUCAACUCAAAUCAGAGUGAAAGGCCAACACACACCCAGAUCUCAGGUGCAAAGUUUAAUUAUUGCAAGAGCUGUAAGGAUUAGUAAAUGCAUUUGCCGCUGGGAAUGGAAACACUACAACUAAGAUUCUAAAUCUUCUAGCCUGGGUUGUAGCAUGGAUGAUGUGUUUCCCCUACUUGCCAUUGAACAUCCUGCAUGUGCCUGGUGUAAUGACCAUGGUAAAUUGAUACACUGUGCAACUACACACUGUGUGUGUAGAGUAAAAGCUUGAUGAUGGGGCUUUAUCAGUCCAGCAGUGGAGGAGAAACAUCUGAUUCAAAAGUAAAGCCUGCAGAACCCCCAGAACCCAGCUGUGUGUCUAUAAAGAGUGAAGGGUCUAUGGGGGAACCUCCUAAAUUCAGCAGUGGAAGAGGAGAACCCAGCUGUGUGUCUAUGAAGAGUGACCGGUCUAUGGGGGAACCUCCUAAAUUCAGCAGUGGAAGAGGAGAACCCAGCUGUGUGUCUAUGAAGAGUGACCGGUCUAUGGGGGAACCUCCUAAAUUCAGCAGUGGAAGAGGAGAACCCAGCUGUGUGUCUAUGAAGAGUGAAGGGUCUAUGGGGGAACCUCCUAAAUUCAGCAGUGGAAGAGGAGAACCCAGCUGUGUGUCUAUGAAGAGUGAACGGUCUAUGGGGGAACCUCCUAAGUUCAGCAGUGGAGAAAGAGGACCCAGCUGUGUGUCUAUGAGGAGUGAAAGGUCUAUAGGGGAACCUCCUAAAUUCAGCAGUGAAAGAGGAGAACCCAGCUGUGUGUCUAUGAGGAGUGAAAGGUCUAUGGGGGAACCUCCUAAAUUCAGCAGUGAAAGAGGAGAACCCAGCUGUGUGUCUAUGAAGAGUGAACGGUCUAUAGGGGAACCUUCUAAAUUCAGCAGUGGAGCCGCACCCUGUGAUUCAGAGUAAGUUGUGUUUUAAUAAAAUUAGAGAACAUAUUUAAUGAAGUUAGAGAAAUUACUACAUUGAUACGUUAUGAGUUUAAUUAAUAUCAUAGACACUAAUUUCUCUAGGUAUUUCUCCAGGUCAGGCAGACGGCCUGUGUUUGCAUGAACACAUAAACAAACUGUAGCUUUCUUGGUCCCUGUCUACCAUAAUGAUAACAACACUGGUUUAUUAAACAUUGUUUUCCAAUUUCUGGAGAUGAGUAGAUUUGAGAAAUGCAGUGUAGGCAGGGGAGAGAGUGUCAGCAAUACUAAUGUGAUUGAUUAAUAUCAUAAAAAAUACUAAUACAUGUCAAUCUGUUAUUAAGUAUUUAAAUAAUUCGGGGUACACAUUAGGACAUUUAAUUCUGUAGAGGCUGGGAAACAGCUAACUUUAGAAGAAAAUUGUUUCCUCUUUUUUUCUUUCCAAUGGCCAUCACUAGCCAUCACUAACACUAUUUUGGUCUUUGUUUAGUGAUGGAUGUUGUAGAUAGAGACAUAGUCAUUUCAUACUGUAACUUUACACCAAUACUGUACAGAUAUUGAUGUAUACACUCCCUUCAAAAACUAGUGGAACAGUCAGGCCAAUCUAUUAAUUUCUAAUGUAGACUGAACAUAUUUGAACAUAUUAAAAGAUAAAUAUGAGAGAAAAGAUCCACACUCCAACUUUUAUUUUCAGAUAUGUACACCUGUAUCUGAUACACAGUUAAGAAGAGAGCACUUUUUGUCUGAAUCUGAGUAUAAAUAUCUAUGCAGAUUUUUUUUUCUGUGCAGUUUGUGCAUUUUUAGUUAAAAGAGUAACCAACAUGACAACCAGAGGGCUGUAUAUGGGUGAACAACAAGCUAUUGAGAAGUUGAGAGAAUAUGGAAAAUCAAUCAGAGCCAUUGCCCAUAGCCAGCACUAAAUAACAGGUGUUGAACAGGUAGACCAAGGAAAACAACCACAGUUGACGACAGACAUUGUUCGUGCUGUAAAGGAAGACCCUAAAUCAAGUGUAAGUGACAUCAGAAAUAAAAUCCAGAGGGCAGGAGUGAAGGUAUCACAAUCCACUUUUUGCACAACUUUAUGAACAAAUUAAAAAGGAGAAUAAAGGGAGUAACCCCCAAAACAAACACUAACUAAAAGAGCCUGUGGUGAAAGCAUGGAAUGGUAUCACAAAAUAUGAAUGAGUUGAAUUGUGACAGUGUUUUUGCAAACAAAGGAUUUGCAAAUAAAUAAUCAUUUAACAUGUAUCUGUCAAUACUUUUGCUCACAAUAAAAAUGGAGAUAUUGAUUUUGUAAUGGAAAACCCAAAAAAUAAAGGGAUGAGCCUUACUGUUCCAAUACUUUUAAAAGGGAGUGUAUAUUUCUUUUUUUUUUUUUUCUGAUUUUUCCCCAAUUUGGAUAUCCAAUUGUCCCACCCCUUUGUGCGUCCCCAUAACCGGUGACGCCCGUGACCUUUGGAGGAUGCGGAUGAGCACACGCCUCCUCCGACAAGUGUGAAGUCAAUCACCCCUUUUUUCGAGCUGCUGCGGAUGAAUCACUGCCUGAGCAGCUAGCGCGCUCGGAGGAAAGCACAGCGGCUAGGUUUUGAUUCAUCUGCUCACAGACGCCUCGUGCCGCCCAGCGCCACCUUAAGUGUGAUAGGGAGAGAGCGCCAUCUACCCACCCCAGAGGGAGCAGAGCCAAUUUUGCUCCCUCUAAGCACCGGCAGCUUGAUGGCAAAGCUGCAUGAGCG
Astyanax mexicanus (Mexican tetra) is the source of this 2912-nucleotide messenger RNA. RefSeq lists its product as uncharacterized. Lineage: Eukaryota; Metazoa; Chordata; Actinopteri; Characiformes; Acestrorhamphidae. The transcript has 3 exons. The record is from RefSeq and is a predicted model, not a curated record. Bases 515 to 1180 code for a protein of 221 amino acids.